CAUUGGGGCCGGGAAGCGGACAUCGUGGGCCACACCAGGAGGCAGGAGGAGCUGCCAGGAGAAAAGUUUGCACAGGCUGUGGGGAUGGAGGAGACGCCGGGGGCGGACCGCCCGUCGGAGAAGUGGCGAAUCUCAGCCCCUCCUCCCGCCCCCAGUCCCCGGGAGCCGUAAGUAGCGGCAGCGCCGAGCACUGUUACUGGAGGGCUGCGGCCCGGCGGAGCGUCGGGAGCGGCAUGAGCGAGGUGAAAUUGGCCGUGCUGGGCGGCAGCGGGGCCGGCAAGUCGGCGCUGGCGGUGCGAUUCCUGACCCGGCGCUUCAUCGGAGAGUACGCGUCCAACGCCGAAUGCAUCUACACUAAACACUUUUGUCUGGAUGGGAAGCAGAUACACUUGGAAAUUUAUGACCCUUGUUCACAGCAGGGGAAGCUUUCCCUCACAGAUGAGCUCCACUGGGCUGAUGGAUUCAUCAUUGUUUAUGACAUCAGUGACAGAGCAUCAUUUGCAUUUGCAAAAGCAUUGCUAUACAGGAUCCAAGAGUCUCACAUAGGAGCUUGUAAAAAAAUGGUUGAGUCAACAGUGUUUUUGGUUGGUAACAAACAGGAUUUAUGCCAUAUGAGAGAAGUCGGCUGGGAUGAAGGUCAAAAGCUGGCGAUGGAUAACAAGUGCCAAUUCUGUGAAUUGUCUGCUGCAGAACAUUAUCAGGAAGUUGUGGCAAUGUUCACAAAAGUUCUGAGGAGUAUCACCUCAAAUCUCAAGGCAAAGGAAAAGAGAAGACCAAGUGGAUCAAAAUCAAUGGCCAAGUUAAUCAACAAUGUGUUUGGAAAGAGAAGGAAAUCUGUGUAAAAGAUGGUUAGUCUUGAAGUAGGAACAAGCUGAAAUAGUGGAGCACAAGCAGCUUUGGGAUUCAGUCAACUUCCUCUGCGGGUCAAUGUCUGGAGGAAUAAGAUGGUAUAAAAACCAAAGGUGGGAGAUAAUAUGGUCAAGGAGCAGGACCUAGGCCUAGGAGAUACGACCUCUAUCUUCAGUUCUACAGCAGAUUUAUUGUGCUAGGGCUAUGUCACUUAAUCUCUAAGCUUCUUCCAACCAUUAUCUCCUAAGUUACUCCUUAAGUAACUUAGUAACUCCUUCACAGAAGGUGAGUUUUGUUACAUAUUUAUUCAGCACCAACAUGGUCAUGGGUGGAGCUUUUAGGUGCAGCUGAGAAUAAACUGUUAUUUACAAUAAACUCAGUCUUGCUGACCAAACUCUUUCUUGAGAGCUUGAGAUAUAGUUCUUUUGUGCAAGAACUCCUUCACUAAAGAAAAGUAAAAUACUCUUACUGAAUGCAAGGAUGAACAGUUCAGAACCUCUAAUGGUUUAAAGGUGUUUGACACCUGCUGAUAUUAAUAAGAAUUUAAUGCUUGGACACCAAAUCUAUCAUCAUAUCUAUCGUCAAAGCUGCCUUGUGGAGACAUCAGAAGUAGGGAAGCAUAUAAACAGAGUGGUAUUGUCUCCAGUUCCAGUAUCUUUUUGGUUUUGAAUGAUAAAAGAAAGUAGAGAGCACUGAGGAGGUUAGGAACUGAAAAGUGGUAGUGGGUGAGCAUUGGACGGCUUCAGUGAGAUCUUUGUUCAGUGAAAUUGUUUAAAGCUAGGAUCAGUGUAACGUCUUAGGCUGAUGACUUUCCCAGAACAGUUUUCCUGAGUUGUAACACAGUUUCUUUAAAAGACAGAUUUGUCAGUUCAAGUAUUUGAUGUCUGCCUGCUGGUAGGAGCCAUGCUCCUAAAUUGCGCAGUGCUUUUUCUAAGGACCAGUGCUUUUACAACUGAGUCAUUGUGAUGGUAUUGAAAUCCUGCUUGAGAGAGUACUAAGGAAUAUGUUAGCUAUGCUUUGAAAUGUGGAUAUUAAACAUCAGAUGGGUCUAAAUAAGCUGUCAGUUAACAUUCAGAGCUCUUGCUGUAGACUUACCUAAAUAAGGGCUUACCCCUGUGUGUUUGAAAUUGCUUUGCUCAUACAGAAAUUAGAAAGGGAAGUGGUUUGAAAGCGUACUACUGCCUCCUGCCCAUUCCAGAGGACAGCUGGAAUUCAGUCUUAGUGACAUGCUACCCUGAAGCUUGCCUCUGCUUGGGAAUGUUAUCUGCAUUUUAAACUAUUAACAUUAUAGGUAAGGACAAAAUACUGAUUUUAAAAUGUCCACCUCCAUAAGAUGGCAUAUAGAAAGCCAUACAAUCUUAAUGUAAAUAAAACUGAAGCAUAUUUUAGUAAUUAUUGAACAGAGAGCCCUUGCUUUUUUUAAGGAAAAAAAAUGUAUUUCCUAUUUACUUAUUUUAUUUUAAAAGUACAGAUAUUGGAAUAUAGUUCUCAGCCACAGCACUGCUUUAUUUUUAUUCAGAGGCUGCUCUAUCAGAUCAGGAAUAGUGUAUUUAAUAUUGCAUUGUCAUUAUCUAUGAAAUUGAACUUGAAGUCUACUCAUGUACACCUCUCAUAUUUUCAGCACACAGAAUUCCAGAACAACUGCUAGGCUGUUCAUCUGCCAGGGCAGCUGUAUCUUGCUAGCUCUAGCAUUGUCUGAUUCUGAACCUCUUACUGUAUUUACUACUGUGGUAUUAAAUAAAUGGAAUAUAAGAUGGA
Molecule: messenger RNA, 2607 nt
Organism: Lagopus muta (rock ptarmigan)
Lineage: Eukaryota; Metazoa; Chordata; Aves; Galliformes; Phasianidae
Gene: RERGL
Product: RERG like
Exons: 5
Coding region: 234-842 (202 amino acids)
Molecular function (GO): GTP binding; GTPase activity
Source: RefSeq, a predicted model, not a curated record